AUGCAAAGUGAUGCCUUGCAAAAGCUUAUUGAUUCCCAGUCUGCUUUUUUGGACAAAAUAUCGACUAAGCAACAACUAGCCGUGCGACUACCGCCCGUUACUCCCUCAGAUAAUAGAGACUCGUCAUCUUCUACGAAUUUACCUAUUACACCUGUAUCUUUAUCUUAUUGGUAUGAAAUAAAACACUUGCCCCUGGCUGACCCACAUUUCGAUACGCCUAAAUCUAUCGAUAUACUAGUUGGUAGUGACUGUUUUUGCACCUUACUGCGAAAUGGACAAAUUAAGAAACAUGAUCACGUUAUUGCACAAAACACCGCCCUUAAUUGGGUGUUGUGUGGUCGCAGUACUCUUAGUACUCAUAAUGACUAUAGCCUUUGCAACUUAACCAACCAAAUCGUUUUUAACGAAGACUUAAAUCAGACUUUACGUAAUUUUUGGGAAAUUGAGAAUAUUCCUACGGUUAAGCUUCCUUUAACUAGCGAGCAGCAACGAGCAGAGGAUAUCUAUACUUCAACAACGAUUCGUAUUGAUAACGAAAGAUAUAGUGUAAGACUACCCUUUAAGACGUCCAUUCCUGACAUUGGAACUUCGUAUUCCGCUGCAUUAAGAAGAUUGCAUUCCAUGGAACGUAAAUUCAAAGACAACGUGACAUUGAAACAGGCCUAUGUCGCAUUCGUGCGUGACUAUCUGACGUCAGGACACAUGGAGCUCAUGCCGUCAUUAAACACGCCAAACCUUGUGUAUCUUCCACACCAUGCUGUGAUAAAAGGUGACGGCCUAACCACAAAACUACGUGUAGUUUUUGAUGGCAAGACAAAUAAUGGGACAUCUUUUAACGAUAAUCAACUGAAGGGUCCGAUAUCUCUGUAA
Rhagoletis zephyria (snowberry fruit fly) is the source of this 870-nucleotide messenger RNA. RefSeq lists its product as uncharacterized. Lineage: Eukaryota; Metazoa; Arthropoda; Insecta; Diptera; Tephritidae. The record is from RefSeq and is a predicted model, not a curated record.